UUCAUUGUUGCAUGACAUGUUGGCAGUUACAAAAAUAAUAAUUAGUUGCAGCUCAUGUGCAAUGAAGCUUUCACAGCUGGCCGAUACUGGAAAAUGUUCCUUUUCCUUCACUGGAAAACGCACUGCUAGACGCAGAUAAUGACUUAUCCGCGAGCCGGCCGGCUGUAGUUCAGUCAAGCAGACAGACGUCCUUCAUUUCCUCAUUGUCUGACUGGAACUAGGUGUACCGCAGCUGCCCCAGCUGCUCCAGCUGCAGUAACUGCAAUGGAGGAGAGUACAGAUACAUGUACUGAGGUACCAGUGUCUCUGCGCCGAGCGGAACAGCGCAGACGUCGCCAGUGGAGACAAAUGUGCUGCGAUGCGUUUACCGAGAAAGGAAAUUUCGCGCUCAUUGUCGUGGUGCUGGUGUGUGUGACAGCAGUGAUUCUAAGACUAGCGUUGCCUGAACACCCCAAUGAGAAGUGGUGUCGAGUAGGCACCGUGGAGACUAUAGUCUGCUACGUGCUGUCGUUUGGACUGUUUGGUUUUGCUGGUGGAUUUACCAAUUGGCUGGCCAUCAUCAUGCUCUUCUAUCGUAUACCUCUCUUGUAUGGCAGUGGGGUGAUACCGAAUCAUCACCGAGAGAUUGGCCAGUCUGUCAAGCAGAUCAUCCUCGACUAUAUCUUUGACAGCGACUUCAUCAACAAGUACAUAAUGGAUAAGCUGUCCGAGGUGGCUACGACGUCAGACGUACCCGAGAAGAUCAACACUCUUUUAGCUAGUGAAGAAGUCGAUAUAGUUGUUGAUGAGCAACUGGCCAAACUCUCCAAUCUACCAGAGGGGCAGCUACUGGGAGCGGUGGGAAUUAAACCAAGUGCACUGAAGCCGAUGGUGAAGCCGUUUGUCCUGGGCAUGGGUGCCGAAGUGGCACCACUGCUACUGGAGCAUGCUUCGAGACCUGGCAAGGUGAUAAAGAUUGAUCGAUUUAGAGAUGAGCUGGAUACGUACAUGAGUCAUCGGGUUGCCAUGAUGGACGAGAGGCACACAACGGAGCUGCUUGAGAGGAUCAUCCGGCCUCACCUUGGCUGGCUCAUCGUGUGGGGAACAGUGUUUGGCUCGAUUGUUGGCGUUAUUUCGCAAGCCGCUAACGUUGCUCCUGAGUACUAGCCAACCUGCUGGCUGGCGUUACAAACGUCUCCUCUUGUCAGUGCAGUGUUUGUGUGUCCUUCUGCGCUUGAGAACCGCUCUGUGCCUGGCGACACCGAUUGUCAACUAGCUCCGUGCGAUGAUGAUUCCAGACCAGCGUGCAGCAUGGGAUACUCUAAGUCUGUAUGCCCGGAUAUAUGUGUGUGUGUGUGUGUGUGUGUGUGUGUGUGUGUGUGUGUGUGUAUGUGUGUGUGUGUGUGUGUGUGUGUCUGUGUCUGUGUGUGUGUGUGUGUGUGUGUGUGUGUGUGUGUGUGUAUGUGUGUGUGUGUGUGUGUGUGUGUGUGUAUGUGUGUGUGUGUGUGUGUGUGUGUGUGUGUGUGUGUGUGUGUGUGUGUGUGUGUGUGUGUGUGUGUGUCCCAUAUGGUGCAGUGGUAUGUGCAGCGAUUUCCAAUCGAUAGGUUGCGGGUUCGGUUCCCGACGAUUAUGGUCACACACGUCUUUCUUCUCUUUCUCAGACUCUUCCUGACUUUUCUUUCAUUCUCCUGGGUGGUUACCAACAGCCAGUGCAUGCCGGAGUAUGUGGUAUGAUGUGUGUGCAGGAAAAAAAAUGAAAAGACCAAAAAUAGGGAUUCACUGGCCGGAAAAAGUCACUUCAAAUAGCUGUAUGGUGUAGACCAGGCUGAAUAGUGACGGUCAAUUCUUCAGCCUUGCAAGCUGUUGAAUGGUGCAAUCCCAGCACAAGUUGCUAUGGCUUCUGCCGUAGCAUUGCUAUCAUCGCCUCCGGCGAUGGGCGUCAAAGGUCAAAGGUGUGUGUGUGUGUAUGUGUGUGUGUGUGUGUGUUCGGCUCUUGCUCUAGAACAGAACAGCUACUCGGUUGACCCCAGCUGUACUCGUAUACACCGUAUGGCACGUUCCAGUAUACUUUUGAGCGAAGAUUGUUUUUAAAGAUAUCUGCUAUUGUCACUGUCGCUGCCCAACAGGGGUCUUUAUUUAUUUAUUUGCAGUAUUUAGUACAGCUUUCUACUGGCUUGAUGGCGAAUUGCCAAAUUUUAUUUGAGGACAGAAAAGAAGGAAGGUUGGUUCCAGUA
This is a messenger RNA of Sycon ciliatum, 2213 nucleotides long. RefSeq lists its product as uncharacterized. Lineage: Eukaryota; Metazoa; Porifera; Calcarea; Leucosolenida; Sycettidae. The coding region runs from base 265 to 1146 and encodes 293 amino acids. The record is from RefSeq and is a predicted model, not a curated record. The transcript has 3 exons.